Messenger RNA from Sinocyclocheilus rhinocerous, 674 nucleotides. RefSeq names its product glucocorticoid modulatory element-binding protein 1-like. Lineage: Eukaryota; Metazoa; Chordata; Actinopteri; Cypriniformes; Cyprinidae. The record is from RefSeq and is a predicted model, not a curated record. Gene Ontology annotation, molecular function: RNA polymerase II cis-regulatory region sequence-specific DNA binding. Bases 23 to 493 code for a protein of 156 amino acids. Gene Ontology annotation, biological process: regulation of transcription by RNA polymerase II. Gene Ontology annotation, cellular component: nucleus. The transcript has 3 exons.
GAAGAAAGAAGACGUGAUUGGUAUGGUGGAGUGGAGCACAGCCACGGUAGAAAGCCCAGAGAAAAGAGACUCAACUGAGAUCUCAGAUGAGACACUGAGUUUCUGGAGGGGUAUCACUGAGGUGGGGCUGAUGGGGGAGGUGGUGUCCAAUAUCCACUCAGAGCUGUUGAGUCUGCUGAGAGGAGUUCAGCUACGCACCGAUCAGAGCUCUCUACAGGACGCAGAGAUUGCGGUUCUGAGUAACCUGGCACAAGUCUUUGACCUGCUGGACUCCAUCAAACAAAUUCUGAACGUUCGGCGGCAAAUGACGGACCCGGAGCAGACGCAGGUCCUCAGAACACUGACGAGUGAGUCAAGAGACCGUAGGGACGUUUUCAGACCAGAACUUUUGAGCACGCUGAAACGUUUUCCAAACUCAGUCAAAACACACUCACUCAAACACAAGUGUCAUCUCACACAAGUUACAUGUUUGUAUGGUAAUACACUUUUCUGAACCUAAAUUAUAUCACAAAUUCCCAUCAUUCACAUUCACAGGUUUUCUAAAAGUGUUUCUAAAACUAAUGGCACAAUUGAAAUCAUUUUGUGAAAGAUUCUACUGUAGUUCCUACUAUACAUUCUAAUUGGAUGAGCUGCAUAUACACAUUUGGAAUAGCAGAGGAACACUUUAUUUUGAG